CAAUGACUUGAAGGCAUUAGAGGAUGUCCUCACCCGCUCCUCUCUGUGGAAUGGCAGCAGCGAUGCCAUUUUACCCAACAGCUUCACUUGGGUCAUGAACAACUUGUUUCCAGUGUCCUCUCCUGCACAUCGCAGCCCUUCCUGCUCGUGGGGGAGCACCACGGCCUGGCCCCUUGGGGCGGCUCCGCGCUGGGCUCUGGAUAGUGGGUACCCAGCUCUGUGGUGGCAGAAGGCUGCCGGCGGUGCCCACGCCGAUUGGCUGCCCCCCUGCUCCCUGCUCCCGCUCACCGAAUCUGGGAACAGCCCGAUUUACAUCCAUUCAUGAAUCCUGACGUCAGCACGCUUCGGUGCUUCUUUGCAGCAGGCUGCAGGGUUGUGUGGGUGGAAUUUCCUUUUAUUUUGCAACACUUCCUUUCCUUUUUUUUUUUCUUUUUUUCUUCUUUUUUUUUUUUUUGCCUUCCAUCUUUUUUAAAACAAGAAAAUGGAGCAUCACAUUGGGAAUCUUCAUCCUUGUACUGGCUCCAUGUGUCACAUCUGAAUUAUGUUGUACUCAUUCUCUAAGUACCAGCUCAGACCAUCUCCUUGAUGCACACUCACUGCAUCAUGGCCAGUACUCAGGAGCGCCUGAGCUUGUCUUCCUCUCCAAACUCGAUCAGUAAAGCUUUCUGUGAAGACAAAGACUUUAGUAGGUUACAUGAUGAACAUGCACCUGCUGGAAACCACCCAUCCCCGGAGCUCAUAGAGGAUGUGCGUGAGAAGGGCUUACUGCAGGCAGACCUCAUUGAAAAUGUGAGCAGCCCGGUCACUGCAGCAGUGCUGACCAGCAUCAGCGAGGACUCUAGGGACCAAUUUGAGAACAGUGUGCUGCAGCUGCGAGAGCAGGAUGAGUCUGAAACAGCCAUUCCUCAGGGCAACAGGAACACUAUGGAUGGAGAGAGCAACAGUGGAGCGGAUGAUGUUAAAGUCCAGUUCAACAGAUCAGGCAGUGGGAGCGGUGGGUUUCUUGAGGGACUUUUUGGUUGUCUGCGGCCUGUGUGGAACAUCAUAGGCAAGGCAUACUCCACAGACUACAAACUGCAACAGCAAGAUACAUGGGAGGUCCCAUUUGAGGAGAUCUCGGAGCUGCAGUGGCUGGGCAGUGGUGCACAGGGAGCUGUCUUCCUGGGCAAAUUCCGGGCGGAGGAGGUGGCCAUCAAGAAAGUGAGAGAUCAGAAUGAAACGGAUAUCAAGCACUUGCGGAAACUCAAACAUCCGAACAUCAUUGCAUUCAAGGGAGUUUGCACUCAAGCCCCAUGCUACUGUAUUAUCAUGGAGUACUGUGCACAUGGACAGCUCUACGAAGUCCUGCGAGCAGGGCGGAAAGUCACCCCUCGGCUGCUUGUGGAUUGGUCCACAGGGAUCGCAAGUGGGAUGAAUUAUCUGCACCUUCACAAAAUCAUCCAUCGAGACCUCAAGUCACCAAAUGUUUUAGUUACACACACAGAUGCAGUAAAAAUUUCAGAUUUUGGUACAUCUAAAGAACUCAGUGAUAAAAGUACCAAAAUGUCUUUUGCGGGAACUGUGGCUUGGAUGGCCCCAGAGGUGAUACGCAAUGAGCCCGUCUCUGAAAAGGUGGAUAUCUGGUCGUUUGGGGUAGUUUUGUGGGAGCUGCUUACAGGAGAGAUACCCUACAAGGAUGUGGACUCUUCGGCCAUCAUUUGGGGUGUGGGCAGCAACAGCCUGCACCUUCCAGUCCCUUCUACCUGCCCAGAUGGUUUCAAAAUCCUCAUGAAGCAGACUUGGCAGAGCAAGCCCCGGAAUCGUCCCUCUUUCCGGCAAACACUGAUGCACCUGGAUAUUGCAUCUGCUGAUGUGCUGGCUACUCCUCAGGAAACCUAUUUCAAAUCGCAGGCUGAAUGGAGAGAAGAAGUGAAGAAACAUUUUGAGAAAAUUAAAAGUGAAGGAACUUGUAUCCACCGGCUAGAUGAAGAAUUGAUUCGUCGUCGAAGAGAAGAGCUGAGACAUGCACUAGAUAUCCGUGAACACUAUGAGAGGAAACUGGAACGAGCCAAUAACUUAUACAUGGAGCUCAGUGCUAUUAUGCUGCAGCUGGAGGUCCGUGAGAAGGAGCUCAUAAAGAGGGAACAAGCAGUAGAAAAGAAAUACCCUGGGACUUAUAAACGCCACCCAGUUAGACCAAUAAUCCACCCCAAUACGGUGGAGAAGCUGAUGAAGAGGAAAGGGGUCUCCCAUAAACCAGGCAGCCAGACUAAACGGCCAGAUCUACUGAAGUCAGAGGGCAUACCCAGCACAGAAGCAGCAUCCAAUGGCUCACCAGUCUCAGGAAGUCCCAAAAUGUCCACGCUGAGUGGCAAAAGCCGCUACCGCAGUAAGCCACGUCACCGCCGAGGGAACAGCAAAGGCAGCUACAAUGAAUUUGCAGGGAUCUUGAAAAACCAGCCAGUGCAAGACGAUGCACCUCCUCCUCCACCUCAUAAUCCUUCUCAUCACUCCAGCCUACCACAGCAACCUGGCCACAGCCAUCCACAUGGCCAUCACUCACGGCUUCAUGCCCACGGACAAGAUAUUGCCAAUUGUGCAAACAACUUAAGGUACUUCGGCCCUGCAGCAGCGCUGCGGAGCCCUCUCAGUAACCAUGCGCAAAGGCGGAUGUCUGGUUCUAGCCCUGACCUCAUCUCUGCUGCCAUGGAAGCAGAUUGCCGAAGGAACCUGGAGAGCAACGAAAGCAAAGCUGAUCAUUGGGAGUGUUGCAAAACAGAUCCAUAUAAUUCCUGUCUAGAGUGCAGGGAAGAGGACAGUGGUCAGGUGCAGAUGUCAUCUGUUGAAACAGGGAUGAGCCAUUCUCAAUCACCAACAUCCGUUUCCCUAUAUGAAAACGCUCAGUUCAUUGAGAAGAUGGAUGAAGAGGGCUUUGACAGCUGUAAGUCAGCAUCUGCCCUAGGUACUCCUCAGCACAUGGCUUCCUCAGUGCUACCUUGCAAACCAAGACCCCUUCAGAAGAGUGGUGAUGACUCUUCAGAAGAGGAAGAGGGCGAAGUAGACAGUGAAGUGGAGUUCCCUCGUAGACAAAGACCUCACCGCUGCAUCAGUAGCUGCCAGUCCUACUCAACCUUCAGCUCGGAGAACUUCUCUGUGUCAGAUGGAGAGGAGGGGAACACAAGUGAUCAUUCAAACAGUCCGGAUGAGGUGGCAGCCAAGCUGGAAGAUGAGCUGGCUGAGAAGCUGGAGGACAUGUUGUCCCAGACUCCAGAGAUCCCCAUUGAAAUCUCUACCCAGUCUGAUGGGCUUUCAGACAAAGAGUGUGCAGUGCGGAGAGUCAAGACUCAGAUGUCUCUGGGCAAACUUUGUGCAGAUGAACACAGCUGUGAGAACCCAGCACAGUUUGGAGAAUCAGACUGUGACUCUUCUGAAGGGGAGUGUUCUGAUGCCACAGUCAGGACCAAUAAGCCCUGCAGCUCUGCUACUUGGAAGAGAAGAUGCUUCUCCUUCCCACCCCAGGAGUGAUUUGCAAUAACCCGAAUCUCUGGAAAAUGUCCAAAUGAAAUUAAUUCUCUUUGAGCAUUUCAAUCAAGAAUGGCAGGGAUGUAUUUUAUUGAAUAAUCUAGUUACUGUAACAUGGAUAUUUAUUUUUUUGACAUUUUAACACUUUUUACUGUAAAGAGUGGAUUGUAUUUAUAGACACACAGACUUGUUGCAAAAAAAUUAAGUUCAGAAAGCAAGCACAUUACAGAGAAACAUCCUGGGAGUCCUGCCUGGACAGCUAUGUGUACAGACGUGAGGGGCUUCUCUUGCUGCUUUCACAGGGGACCAGGCCUCAUGGCCCUGAAGAUUGGAGAACAGAUCAAGAAAACUAAACCACUCAGUCUUACCAAAUGAGGAAGCAUAAAAAGACCUUAGUAUAGGGUAACCUGUGAACAAAGCGUAUUCAGUAUAACCAGCUGGGUCAUUUUUAAUCAGAAGGUUGGACGUGUUCCUGGAGAAUAUUGGUACCGAGGUGCUAACUUCCAGGAUCUUCUGAGUUGAUACAUCCCCAGGAAUGUAAUAGUGGGUUUUAUUUUAAAGAUUUUUAGUUUCUUUUUUUAAUCAGCAUUUUGUUGUGAGACCCUGCAAAUGUAUUCUAACCUCGUCCUCUCGAGAAUUGGUAUAAGAGCACUUCUUAACAUCGUCCUUGCUUCACUCUGGCAAUGUCGAUCUCCAGUUGAGCAGGGAAACCUCUUUCAGAUGCAGUGUGCCAUUUCCCAGUUUACUUCCUUCUCUUACCUCCUGUCUGUUUCAGUCAGUCAAAAUAAUCAAUCAAAUCAGUGUUGGAAAAGCAAGAACUUGCAAACCGUGGAAAGCACAUUCUGCAGAGCCUGAGCACUCUUCUGGGGAGGAAACUGGAGAUGCCUGUGCUGGACUUGGAGAAGCAGUCUCUCACCUACAACAGCAUCAAUAACCAGCAGAGAGCUGUGCGUUGAGGGGGAAGACUGGGAAUCACUGGCCUAGGUUAAGAGCAUCAGCCCUGCUCUGUCUCCUUAUUCACUGUACAUUCUUGAAAGCAUUAACAGCUGCCUGCCCUUCAUGUCAGGCUUUGUGCAAAACGGGUUGCACAGGGAAUCUCCAUGGUAGCUGUGUCACAGCUGUGUCUCAGGUGUACCCUGAGGCCUCUGUUUCUCCUUUAAGCUGAAACUCUGCAGGUGAAAGUGAGAAUAGUACUGCUAUGUGACAGGCCGAGGCAUUGGCAGAUGAGAAAAAUUUGUUUUCUGAUAGAACUCAUAGUGCCUUCCCUUCAAACACUACUCUUCUAAAACAAUAUUUAAAGAGAACAAAACGAUAGAGCACGAUUCCCCCCCUACCCCUUUAGCUGAUGUUGCCCUGCAAGAGCUUUCACUCUGCCCUUCCUAGCGUGCUGGGUGCUGCUCUGCAGACUGGCACACCAGCCUGAGCUGAACGGCAGGAAUGGACCAUGGACAGGUACUUUUGUUGCUUUGUUUGUUUACAUUUUAUGUUAAAAUACUGGUUUGAAUUUAACUGUGGUAAUUUAUAGCCUCAUGGCAAAGUGAAGGAAAAUGUCUUACUUAUACAGAGAGCAGUAUUGUAUGAGUUUAAAUUAUCCCAUAUUUUUAAAUUUUUGUAGCUGGACUACACACAGAUCUUAAGUUAUGAUGUUAUUUUAUUAUUUAUUAUCAUUUCUGUAGAUCAGAAGGUUGGCUUCACUGCUAGCACAAUUGUAAUCUGUUUGUGUGAUGUUACCUUCUCCCUGGUAGCUGGGGGGGAAUGGGAGCAGAGCUGGUCUCAGCAGCUGUCAGUAGUGGCUGCCUCUCGUGGUUUCUAAGGAUGCUGUUACACCGGGCCAGAGAACCUGUCAAGGCUGUUCUGAGAGGUGGAUGCAGUCAGCCUCAUGGUACUCCUCGUGGUUAAUGCUGCAAUGUGCUCAUUUUGCUGGUAGAGUUGACAGCUCCUGAUCUCAUGGGGAAUGGUGAUCAGGGAGUGAGUGGCUUCUGAACUGGUCACAAAAUGAACAAGAUCCCUGGCAAGAGCACUCAAAAGGACAAGCAGAGAGGAGGGCAGUUGCUCUGGGCAGCAGGUACGAGAUUGGGGUGGCCAGCAGUGGAUCCACAUGGUGGAUUAUCCGUGUCGGACCAAAGAGGUUGCUGGAGAGGGAGCAACCAGCUCAUACCUGCGUGCAGCAGCAAUACUCAGCUCUGGGUGGAAGCAGAAUGCCAUUGGGGAGUGAAGCUCUUUCCUGGCUUGUUUCUUGUUUCCUCACUCUUCUCAUCCCUCAUUUCUCCCCCAGAUGUUCUCUGUUUAUUGGCCAGCGGCAGGAGGAGGUGGAAGGCUUAGCUGUCAUGGUGUGUGUGUGAUUUUGGUGUGGAAUAGGUGGUGCAGAUGGUCACUCAGGAGGCUAGAGGCCGGGGUGCAGGAAUUUAGCAAUGGAGAACUGUGUGCACUUAACCUACGCACACAAAGAGAGAGACUGAACAAUUGCAUACAGAGGUUGAGAACUGCCAUCAAAUGUCCCCCACAGCAGAAGAUGCCAGACCUUAUGCCCCUGGAGACACUCUGCUGCUCAGAUUUGACAGGCUUCUUGAGCUCCAGCAGGCAGGGCUAUUCCCAGCCGGGGCAGCACUGGUGUCCUAGGGCAGCCUUACAGCCAAAGGAGAGCUGCCUCCAGCUCAGGCCUGUCAGAGUCUCUGUGCAGGGACUUGUCUGCAAUGAUUCAGUCCCUAACAAAGAUCCCAGAGGGGUUUUGGUAGCUGUGGUCUCUGCUUAGCCCUCUUCCACCAUAUAAUGAAAUUCCUCUGGGCGUGCAGAGAAACUUUGAUGUGUGGGAUUUUGGGACCCUUCUGGGCCAGGUGGUCCCAGGUGUGUGCUGAUUCCUCCCCAUCCUUGCCUGGGGACACUGGCCCAUUCUGCAGCCCGGAAAAGCAGAGCUGAACCCUUCAGGUUAUCUGCUGCCACACUUAGCUCUAGUUUCUUUACAUGCCCCAGUCAUUGCGUUGUUGCAGUCCAGUGUCGCUCAUCCCAACUGCUGCCUACUAUGCAGUGUCCCUUUGGGACUGCCACUAGGGCAUCCCCCCCUUGCCUAAACACAUAACACUGUACCCAUGGAGACGUAAUCCCAGGCUCCCGCUGCGCACAUCCCAUGCCCUUGGCUGUGUGCAGGCAGGAGUGGCUGAGCAUUCCCCUGCAUUCUUGGCAGUUUUUCAGGGGGUUAUAUAGGCAUUUUCCUUAAUGAAACCUCCCUAGAUCUGCACAUAGACAUGAUCUCCAUGUUGCUGUAUGGGCACUUCUGCUGCGGUUCCUCACAUGUUCUCCCCUAGCAGGGUAUGGGGCUGAGAGGUGUAAGUCAGCCUGCUUUCUCCUCUCAGCAACACUGUAUUUGCAGGGCAGAAGUAAACUGUAGGUUCCUUUUUCAGCAUCCUGACUACCCUGAUCCAGUUCUCACGGCUGCUGACAGCUCCUGAACACUAGCCUAGAUUUUCUCUCAGAGCUGAAUGUUGCGUUCCCCACUGUCGUGUUCUAAGUAACCAUUUCAUCUUGGCCCUGUCCAGUAGUGUUCAUCUCCCUCCUCCCUGCUCUGUGGAUUCCUGAUACAAACUUGACUUUUUUUUUUUUUUGUAUUGAACAGUGUACAGUGAUGGAAACAAGAAUGACUAUCAAAGCAAACAAUGCAUGGAAUAAAAAGCCAGUGUACUUCAA
This is a messenger RNA of Pezoporus occidentalis (night parrot), 7182 nucleotides long. It is a transcript of the gene MAP3K13, whose product is annotated as mitogen-activated protein kinase kinase kinase 13. Gene Ontology annotation, cellular component: cytoplasm. Bases 586 to 3504 code for a protein of 972 amino acids. The record is from RefSeq and is a predicted model, not a curated record. NCBI's taxonomy places the organism in Eukaryota, Metazoa, Chordata, Aves, Psittaciformes, Psittacidae. Gene Ontology annotation, molecular function: ATP binding; MAP kinase kinase kinase activity. The transcript is spliced from 15 exons. Gene Ontology annotation, biological process: signal transduction; protein autophosphorylation.